AGGCGAUCUCAGUCAUCCCUCUGGACUAUCAUCUCCCCUCAGCAUUCGCUUCAAGCUUGAGCUACAAGCGCCAUUCCACAAUGCGCUUUACACGGUUCGCUCUCGCCGCAGCUGCGGCGCACAACGCCCUCGCAGCCCCGUCGCUGCGGCCUGCCGAACGGGCCUUCAGCUGCGGCGCCCCUGAGCCCGAAGCCGAGCACAUCAAGAUCUCGCAGAAGUUUGCCGCGCAGGAGGCUGCCGCCCUCCGCGAGGGCAGCUUCUCCGUCCAGGCCGUGACCACUGUCGACGUGUACUUCCACGUCGUGUCCAACUCCACUUCUCUGAAGGACGGCUAUGUCACCGACGCCAUGCUCCAAGCACAGCUGGAGACGCUCAACACAGCCUACGCACCGCACCAGAUCCAGUUCACGCACAAGGGCACCACGCGCACGGUCAACGCCAACUGGGCCGACGACUCGCGCGGCUACGAGAUGACCAUGAAGCGGGCCCUGCGCAAGGGGUCGUACGGCACGCUGAACCUGUACUUCCUGUCCGAGAUGGGCGACAACCUGGGGUACUGCUACUUCCCGACGUCGUCGGGCACGUCCAACCCGGGCUCGUCCAACUUCAUCCGCGACGGCUGCACCGUGCUGGCGCACACCGUUCCGGGGGGCAGCCUGAAGAAUUUCAACCUAGGCCAUACCGCGACGCACGAGGUCGGCCACUGGUUCGGGCUGUACCAUACUUUCCAGGGGGGGUGCACCGGUGCCGGGGAUAGCGUCGCCGAUACGCCGGCGCAGGCGAGCCAGAGCUCCGGGUGUCCUGUGGGCAGGGAUAGCUGUCCUAACCAGCCCGGGGUGGAUCCGAUUCAUAACUAUAUGGAUUAUUCUUAUGACACUUGCUAUGAGGAGUUCACGCCCGGGCAGCAGGCGCGGAUGCUCAGCUUCUGGAAUAACUACCGUGCGGGCAAGUAAAUGUGAUGGGAUGAGUUUCGGGGAGAGAGUGUACGGAGUCAUUUGGAGUGUGGUGUCGGUUUUAGUUGUUUGGUUGUUUGCCAGUCGAUUGCAGCUCUGGGGGAAUCUGCAUUGCGCGUGGAUGAGAUGUCGGAGUUGCGGUUGGGUGGCCGGGAGGGUGUUGGAUAGCGAGUGCAUUGCGUAGCCGAAUUUUCCUGUUCUUAGUACAUAUACGUAGAAUUGUAACUACUUCACCACUGGAUGUCCCUUUGGCAGGGAAGUCUACUCUCGAACGGAUUUGCUGC
Chaetomium strumarium is the source of this 1237-nucleotide messenger RNA. Its product is annotated as metalloprotease. Bases 81 to 953 code for a protein of 290 amino acids. The record is from RefSeq and is a predicted model, not a curated record. Lineage: Eukaryota; Fungi; Ascomycota; Sordariomycetes; Sordariales; Chaetomiaceae. Gene Ontology annotation, molecular function: metallopeptidase activity. The transcript is spliced from 3 exons.